UAAAGGCAGCAGCCUCACACCACCUGGAUGAAUUACUGUGACAGACUUGUGACUGAGCAGCUAUCAGGCUGAAUCAUUGCCUGUUGUUGAGAACAGUAACAGUGGGACUAAGCCAGGUUGCUUUGAACCAUCUUUGAAGAACUGAUCUGAGAUGGAUUUCUUACGGCUGCCAGAAAGAAUCAUCGAUCAGUCAGCUGGGAGUUACAAACAGCAGGAGGACUCAGCAGCAGUCAGAGACAGAGGACUGACACCUGCUGACUUUGGCAGCAUCUACAGCAAAGACCUUCUCCCUGCUGCAGGUGGUGAGGAGAUGACCAGAGGGUUCCUCCAGGAGCUGGUGAACAUCCUGUUGAAUUAUAUCAGCAAGUCGAGUCAGAGGAGCUCCAAGGUCCUUGACUUCCACCAUCCUCACCAACUGAAGGAGGGACUGGAGGGCUUCAGUCUGGACCUGCCUGACCAACCAGAAACUUUAGAGCAGAUACUCGUGGACUGUAGAGACACACUCAAGUAUGGUGUUAGUACAGGCCAUCCCCGUUUCUUCAACCAGCUCUCCUCAGGUCUGGACGUAAUUGGAGUGGCAGGCGAGUGGUUAACCUCUACAGCCAACACUAACAUAUUUACCUAUGAAGUGUCUCCCGUUUUUGUCCUCUUGGAGGAAGUUCUGCUAAGGAAGAUGCAAAGCAUUGUGGGAUGGUCUGAUGAUGAGGGAGAUGGAAUCUUCUGUCCAGGAGGGACAAUAUCCAACCUGUACAGCAUCCUGGUGGCCAGAUAUCACUUCUACCCAGAGGUAAAGAGCAGAGGGAUGGGAGCUCUGCCUCGGCUGGUGCUCUUCACUUCAGAACAUAGUCACUAUUCAGUGAAAAAAUCUGCAGCCGUGCUGGGGCUGGGCACCGAGAAUGUGGUCAUGGUGAAAUGUGAUGAAAGAGGGAAAAUGAUUCCAGCUGAACUUGAGUCUUCCAUUGUUACAGCCAAAGAACAGGGUCUGGUUCCAUUCUAUGUGAAUGCGACAGCAGGAACCACAGUGUAUGGAGCCUUUGACCCUCUCAGCGCCAUCGCUGACAUCUGCCAGAAACACACACUCUGGAUGCAUGUGGAUGCGGCCUGGGGUGGAGGCCUGCUGAUGUCAGACAGGCACAGGAUGAAACUACAGGCCAUUGAACGGGCCUGGUCUGUCACAUGGAAUCCUCACAAGAUGAUGGGCGUCCCUCUGCAGUGCUCUGCCAUACUCGUCAAGAAGAGAGGUCUCCUACAGGAGUGUAAUGAGUUGGGGGCUGAGUACCUUUUCCAGACAGACAAACCCUACGAUGUGAGCUACGAUACUGGAGAUAAGAGCAUCCAGUGUGGCCGACAUGUCGACGUCUUUAAGCUGUGGCUGAUGUGGAAGGCAAAGGGCUCAGAGGGCUUUGGAUCUCAGGUCAACAAAUGCUUAGAGAAUGCUGAGUAUCUGUAUGAUCUGCUGCAGGGGAGGACAGACUUUGAGCUGGUCUUCAAACACAAGCCGGAGCACAGUAACGUGUGUUUCUGGUACAUCCCUCCCAGUCUGAGAGGUCUGCCACCUGGACCUGACAGAGACGCAAGACUCCACAAGGUGGCUCCUCAGAUCAAAGGCAGGAUGAUGGAGAAGGGCUCUGUCCUGAUUGGCUAUCAGCCGCUAGGGGACAAAGUCAAUUUCUUCAGGUGUGUGUUCUCCAAUCCUGCCACACAGCCAGAGGACAUUGACUUCCUGCUGGAUGAGAUCAUUCAGCUGGGUGACGACCUCUGACAUCUGAUAUGACUGUUAGGCCUCAGUUCCCAUCAUUCUGAAGGAAAUGAGUGCCUCCACUUAAUCCUUUGGUGGACUGACAUCAGUUUUCUUGUGCUGCAUUCAGAUGCCUUUCACAAGGUACCUGAUCCUUUGAAACCUGAGACAAUUGGUUGAUUUCUUUUGAAAACAUAGGGGAAAAGGCAACAACCAACUUGAUAAGGAAUGUUCCACAAAGUGCAAGGAAUAAGUAAAAGCUGAUUAUCAGAAAUUCAUCCAAAAAAAGGGGAAAAUGUCCAGAAAACUAUGUUUUUUGCAAAGUUUUGGGCCAUGUCUUUUUUGGUUGCAUGUGGUGUUCUCUUUUUGUAAGAAAUGAAACAAAUUUGUUCAGGGUUGAAAGAGCAUUGUCUGACUGUGCCAUUAUCCUACACUGUAUCCAGCCUGUGUUCGAAAUCAGAUGCAGGAGCAUGCUUUUGACUCUUACUUCCAGCUAUGCUGUGAAACCUUUGCUUCCAGUUUGAGAUAAUUUACGGUAUUGCUUCCCUACAACAUAACAGAGCCCUUUUUCAACACUAUAAUACUGUAUUUAGACCUGGCAUUAAUAUGUGUUUCGGGCAAUCUAAUGACAAAUGGAGAGCGGUAAAUACAGGAGUAAAUGGCCACCAAGUCGCAUUGUGAUCCGAUCCCUCAAAGCCCCUGCUGAGGUGAUCUGAGAUGAAUCUGACAACAGAAUCUGCGAACGCCAUCCUGAUAUGUCACCAGCAAGGACUUUAUCAGUGCAGGACUUGGUUGUUGUUUUGGUGGCACUGUGCUAAUGCUCUGCCCAUUUUAUGUCGAAUUGGACUUAGUGCGUGACCAUUGCUGAGUGACCAUUGAGUUG
This is a messenger RNA of Plectropomus leopardus (leopard coralgrouper), 2621 nucleotides long. It is a transcript of the gene gad3, whose product is annotated as glutamate decarboxylase 3. Gene Ontology annotation, biological process: GABA biosynthetic process. Lineage: Eukaryota; Metazoa; Chordata; Actinopteri; Perciformes; Serranidae. The record is from RefSeq and is a predicted model, not a curated record. Gene Ontology annotation, molecular function: pyridoxal phosphate binding; glutamate decarboxylase activity. Gene Ontology annotation, cellular component: presynaptic active zone; cytoplasm.